Harpegnathos saltator (Jerdon's jumping ant) is the source of this 1638-nucleotide messenger RNA. RefSeq lists its product as uncharacterized. The record is from RefSeq and is a predicted model, not a curated record. Gene Ontology annotation, molecular function: olfactory receptor activity; odorant binding. The coding region runs from base 244 to 1314 and encodes 356 amino acids. Gene Ontology annotation, biological process: detection of chemical stimulus involved in sensory perception of smell; sensory perception of smell. NCBI's taxonomy places the organism in Eukaryota, Metazoa, Arthropoda, Insecta, Hymenoptera, Formicidae. Gene Ontology annotation, cellular component: plasma membrane. The transcript has 4 exons.
GUGUGGGCCGUCGGUCAACAACCAGGACUUAACUUGCAAGUAGCGAACUCAAAUCAUGUACGAAUCUGACAAAUCCGAACACUCUCCACUUUGACUGAGCAUUUCGGUUUGAUGUUGUCGUUCGUGCGUUCUUUCCGUCGCUGUCGUGGAGUAAUUUCAUAGCGUUUUUUUUAUUAAACUACAAGGACCUGGCCACUGUCCUGGCCUGGGGGUCAAGGGUGGAAAAAUCGCGCAAUUGCCAAGAUGAUGUUCCGCAAUAGUCACUAUCAGGAGGACGUGAAAUAUGUUCUCCAACAGAACUACGUUGUGCUUCGCAUGCUUGGUAUCUGGCCGUCGACCAAUAGACUACCGAACGCGAUCGAGAAAAUAAGCAAUAUUUCCCUCGUGGUUAUCUGCUACUUUCUCCUCCAUUGCGACAUAGUACCGGGUAUUCUCUAUUACGUGUUCGCCGACGACCAGCCGAUCGAGAAGAGGAAAAUGAUGCUGCCUAUUCUGUACUCGAUCAUAGCGAUCGCUAAGUACAGUAAUUUAUUGAUUUUCGGAGGCGAGAUCAGACGUUGUUUGCGGUACAUCAAGGAGGAUUGGCAAACGAUGCUCAUCAGCGGUGCACGAGACAUAAUAAUGGGCAACGCCCAUAUCAGCAGACGGCUGUUCAUCAUAUGUUGCACGUUCAUGUAUUGCAGUGGAGUCUCCUACAAUACGAUAAUGCCACUGUCGAAGGGCAAGAUCGUUACCGAUCAGAACGUCACGAUCAGAUCGCUAUCCUAUCCCGGUUAUUACGUUUUCUUUGACCCGCAGAAUAGUCCGAAUUACGAGAUCGUGUUCCUUCUGCAGUGCCUUUGCGGCAUCGUCAUGUACACGAUUACGGUGACGAUAUGCGGCCUAGCCACGCUCUUCGUCUUACACGCGUGUGCUCAGAUGGAGGUCUUGAUGCGAUUGACGGAAGAUCUUGUCGGUGAGAGUCACUCUGGGCAGAGGGAUGUCGCUGCGAAACUGGCUGCUAUAAUCGAACACCAGAUAAGGAUACGAAAUUUUUUGCAUCUGGUGGAAACUACAUUGCGCUACAGCAACUUAGUCGAGAUAAUCGGAUGUAGCACGAUCAUAUGUCUUGCGGGAUAUUGCGCAAUAGCGGAAUGGGAAGAUAAUAAUCUGGCGGCCCUGAGUUCGUACGUAACUGGUCUCACGUCCGUUAUUAUUAACAUUUUUAUUUUAUGUUAUAUCGGGGAAUACGUGACGACGCAGAACGUUCGGCGACGUAAGCAACGAUAUUAUAUGUGCGCAACAAAGAGACAAUUAAUUGGCAAGCGACUUUGAGAUCUGCCGAUACUAAAUGUAACGAACGGAUGCUUAAAGACCCAACGAAUCAUUUUAGGUGAUUAAAUCUUCUCUAGUCUAUUUGAAUAUACUUCGGCAACUUGCCGAAUAAAUGACAAGAUAAGAAACUGAAGACGAAUAUGCUGAGUUUCUACAUAACAAGGUAGUAUGUAUAUUUUAGUAUGUUGACAAAUUUUUUAUUGCUAUUGUGCGAUAACAAUAAGUGUAACGGCAAUUAAAAAGAGAUUUUAAAGUCUUUAUAAAGAAAAUUUAAAUCAUGUGACAUUUCUUUAACUAUGCAACAGAUACUAAUUCAAAUUUUUU